Molecule: messenger RNA, 2235 nt
Organism: Aaosphaeria arxii CBS 175.79
Lineage: Eukaryota; Fungi; Ascomycota; Dothideomycetes; Pleosporales
Exons: 5
Coding region: 141-2144 (667 amino acids)
Biological process (GO): positive regulation of transcription by RNA polymerase II
Cellular component (GO): nucleus
Molecular function (GO): transcription cis-regulatory region binding; DNA-binding transcription factor activity, RNA polymerase II-specific; zinc ion binding
Source: RefSeq, a predicted model, not a curated record
AUACGAUGUGGAAUCGCACUUUUUCCAGUUUACAGAAGCCAUUCUAUUGACCCUCGGCAUCGACCAGAGAGCUGAUGAAUCCGCUAGCCGCAGCAACGUGUUGCUGCUCUCGGCUCUUGUCUCCAGUAUAAUCCCGCUCAAUGCUUGAGGGAAGAGGUCGAAGCAUGAAGUCGCGCACUGGAUGCGAGACUUGUCGGCAACGCAAGCUGAAGUGCGAUGAACGGAAGCCGAAGUGCAAUCGAUGCAGAAAGGCAGGGCGCAACUGUAUCCAAGGCUCCAUUUUUCGUCAUCAAGACAAGUUGGUAAAAACCGACAACCGUUCGGGCAUUAACCCCCAUUAUUCACCUACCCUGAAUGGUAUUGAUCGCGGGAGCGACCGUCAGGAGAAAAUCUUCACCUUUGUGUAUGUGAACGACCCUAAUCUGGACGAGGCAGCGGACCCAGAAUCUCCUCAAUCGCGCCCACCACUCUCACCACCCAUCAUCCCUGUGGUUACUGGCCACUCCCCUAACCAUGCUGUGCCUCUUUCACCCUCGCAUCUGCACUUACCAGCAUCAUCUCCAAGCAACCAUGAGCCAGUUACUAGCCCUGAAACUGCUGUAUCAGACGUAGUCUCAGAGCCCACAGACCACUUUCCAGCUGAUUUUGAUACGCCACAGCAGCCCGUGAACUUACACAUUGCAAACCACAGCGGUACCAUUGUACUUGGUAGCCCAUUCGAGGGUGGCCAUGACAUCCAAGUCGAGAGAACACGCGUCGAUACAGCUGAUUCGGUUUUGUCGAUCCAGCUUAUCUGGUAUUUCAAGGAAGGUCCGGGGAAAUGGAUGGACCUAUACGAUGUUACUGCGUACUUCACUUUCUACGUACCUAGACUGGCAGCCACACGACCGUUACUUCGAAGUGCAUGUUGUGCACUUGCGUCGAAACAUAUCCGUCGACUCCUCGAGUCCCGUCAACCUGCGUGGAACACGCCCUUACCUCAUCUCCAAAGUGUAUUCUGGAAAACGAGCCUCACCACGCGGAACUGGAACUAUGAGAGCGCCGCGUAUUAUGACGAUGCGAUUCGCCGAUUAAACGAUGAGAUCACAAAAGUCAGCGAUGUGGGUAACACGUUGGUUGAACGAAGUCACCGGUCCGAAGAAGCCCUUGCGGCGAUCGCCAUCCUUUGUGUAUACGAGCUUUUAGAUGCACCGGGGCCAGAGUGGUCAGCGCAUUUGAGCGCUCUUCCUCUCCUCAAGACUGCGCCAGCCCAAAUCCUUGACACAAUAUCUCCUCAACCUCCACCGCGUGGUCUGUCCACACGGUCCAUCUUCUGGAACUUUGUCAGGCAGGACUACCUUUACGCGUUUAUCCACGAGACUCACACAAGGUUGGACCCAAAUGAUCCUUACUUGUGGCGCGAGAGUGGCCUUAUUGUUGAAGUAAAUGGUUUCCCUCAACUACGAUGCGCGACGGACACUAGCACCAAUAUUUGGUUCCAGACAGACGAAGAUCUCGUCAGUCAUACUCUUUUCUGGAUUCUGGGCAGGAUUGUCAAUUUCAUAGCAGACAUGGGUGACUUUAAUAUUGACGGGAGCACUCCGCAACAUGACAGGCCAUCUGAGAACGAGCUUCGUUCUCAGUGGAAAGACCUCGAUAUGGCGCUUCAUAGAUGGAGCAUGGGUCUUCCCAGUUCGCUCUCUUCAUUCGUACGGACGCCACCGAUCGGGUCAGGCGUAGACGCCGCAUUCCCCACCUGUCCGCAUAGUUUCGAUAGGAUCACGUACACCAUUCCCACUUGCGGUUCGACAAUGCAGAACUACCAUAUGGCCCGUAUCCUACUUCUUAUGAACAAACCGCCAGAGCGACGUGUGCCUCGUGUCAACUUCACAGAGCGUCUCGAUUCGUAUCGACGCAUACAAGAAGAGGCGGCCCACCACAGCAGGGAGAUAUGCGGAAUCAGUCUGUCCAGUCCGACUGAGAGUGUACGAAUCCAGUCUGUCCAACCGCUCUUUGUGGCGGGUCAGUGUUUAAGUGGGCUGGAAGAGCGUGACAUGGUUGUUAAUCUACUACGUGGUAUUGAAGAGGAUCUGGGCUGGGCUACUGGUUACCGAAUACAGAAACUCAUUGCGCAGUGGGAAGCUAGCCCUCGGACAAAACCAUAAUGAAAUACACGGGGAAUGGACUGCAUUAUAUGUCAGACUAUUCUUAAUAAUGGCUAAGUAAAGAGAUUAUAACAUCUACAUAAUCUACCCU